AUGGCCGACAUAUUCGACCUCGCCUCCCUGCAGUCCCGCCUUUCAGAGCGGCAGGACCCCCACGCCUCCCAUGGGCCGACUCUCCCGUCCCCGGCGGCCCUGCAGUCGGCCGUGUCGUCGCUGCCCAGCCCCGGCUCCCCUUCCUACCUCCGAGGCACACCUGCCCUCGACGCCGCCGCCCACAUCGCCAACGACAUCGUGCCCGCCCUGACCGGCCAAGCCCGCUCCAGCCGCUACUACGGCUUCGUCACCGGCGGCGUGCUCCCCAUUGCCGAGUGGGCCGACAACGUCGUCUCGCGCGCCGACCAAAACGUCCAGGUCCACCUGCCCGACCAGACGGUGGCCACGGCCGUCGAGCACGCCGCCUUGGGCAUGCUCACGCGGCUGCUGCGCCUCGACGCCGACGCCGACGUCUGGAAGGGGCGCACCUUUACGACGGGCGCCACCGCAAGCAACAUUCUAGGAAUGGCCUGCGGGCGCGAGGCCGUCGUCGGGAGGAGGCUCCCGCCGGCGGCGGCGGCGCAGCAGCAGCAGCGAGGGGGCGUCGGCGAGCUGGGCCUGCUGGCCGCCUGCCUCGCGUCCCGCGUCUCCGGCGUACAGGUGCUGACCAGCGCAGGGCACAGCUCGCUCGCAAAGGCGGCGAGCGUGGUCGGCCUGGGCCGCCAAUCGGUCAAGGAGCUGCCGCGGAGCGAGGCCCGGCCGUGGCGGCUGGACAUUGACGCCCUUGCCGAGGAGCUGCGGAGGCCGGGCGUGGCGAGCAUCAUAGCCAUCAGCGCGGGCGACGUCAACACGGGAGGGUAUGCGCUGGAGGGACGACGGGAGUGGGAGAGAGUGAGGGAGCUGGCGGAUCGCCACGGGGCUUGGAUCCACGUCGACGGCGCAAUGGGUGUGUUUGCGCGCGCGCUAGAGGACGAACCGCAGUUCAAGCUGCUUCGCCAGCGGACAGAGGGCAUCGAGCUGGCCGACAGCAUCACCCUCGACGGACACAAGCUCCUCAACGUGCCCUACGACUGCGGCAUCUUCCUCACCCGCUGCGCGUCGACCCUCUCCGCCGUCUUUGCCAACCCCAACGCCGCCUACCUCGCUCCCGCCGCCGCCGACGCCGACGCCGCUGCCGCCAUCAUCCCCUCCCCGCUCAACAUUGGCCUCGAGAACUCGCGCCGCUUCCGCGCCCUGCCCGCCUACGCCGUGCUCCUCAGCGAGGGGCGGCCCGGCAUCGCCAGCAUGCUCGCCCGCAUGGUCGCCCUGACGCGGCGCCUGGCCGUGUUCCUGCGCGACUCGCCGCACUACGAGCUCCUCCCGGACCCCGCGGCCCCCCUCGACGGCAUCUUCAUGAUCCUGCUGUUCAGAGCCAAGAGCAGGCGCCUCAACGACACGCUCGUGCAGCGCGUCAACCGCUCCAGGGACGUGUACAUCUCGGGAACGCGCUGGGCGGGCGCCCGGGCCGCGCGCAUCGCCGUCGCCACGUGGAAAGUCGACGUCGAGAGGGACUAUGCCGUCGUGACGGCGCUGCUGAACGCCGUGGCGGAGGAUCGGGAUUCCCCCACGGGUACUCCUGCGUGA
Messenger RNA from Ustilaginoidea virens, 1563 nucleotides. RefSeq lists its product as uncharacterized. The transcript has 3 exons. Lineage: Eukaryota; Fungi; Ascomycota; Sordariomycetes; Hypocreales; Clavicipitaceae. The record is from RefSeq and is a predicted model, not a curated record. Gene Ontology annotation, molecular function: pyridoxal phosphate binding; carboxy-lyase activity. Gene Ontology annotation, biological process: carboxylic acid metabolic process. The coding region runs from base 1 to 1563 and encodes 520 amino acids.